Diabrotica virgifera virgifera (western corn rootworm) is the source of this 5894-nucleotide messenger RNA. It is a transcript of the gene Eyg, whose product is annotated as paired box protein Pax-6-like. The record is from RefSeq and is a predicted model, not a curated record. Bases 75 to 1625 code for a protein of 516 amino acids. Gene Ontology annotation, molecular function: RNA polymerase II cis-regulatory region sequence-specific DNA binding; DNA-binding transcription factor activity, RNA polymerase II-specific. Lineage: Eukaryota; Metazoa; Arthropoda; Insecta; Coleoptera; Chrysomelidae. The transcript is spliced from 6 exons. Gene Ontology annotation, biological process: anatomical structure development; regulation of transcription by RNA polymerase II.
GGCGCAUCUCAAAGACUCAGAGGGAGUCCUCGUGCUUCGGUGCAUAACAGUGACUGAUGAAUUUAUAGUUUAAAAUGUUGAUUUCGAACGGAAGUGGUUUGAGUGCGGCCGGAAACGACUUUUCUAGUGUGGCAGCCCUGUCGGGGUGUUGUCCUGUUCCUGUCACUCCUGCGGCUCGUUCCGCGAUCGUCAACUGGAAAAUGGAUUCCGUCGGACUGGCGGCCCCGAAUACGGCGCCCAACGUACUGCCACCGACGGCCUUGCCUCUGUCCCCCACAGUGUCAUCAUCGUCUGCCGCUAUCCCUAGUUCAGUAUCUGCCCCAUCGUCGGCAUCAAUACCGACGUCCCUCGGUCCUGCUGCUCUUCGGGAGUUGUACGGUAAUAGCGCAGCGACUCCUGGUCAUCCCUUAGCAUCUUUAGUAUCUCAACAACGGUUCCUGGAAUUAUCCAGGUUCGGACUAAGGCACUACGAUUUAGCUCAGCAUAUGCUCACGCAACAGGGAGCAGUGACGAAGCUGCUGGGAACUCUGAGGCCGCCAGGAUUGAUAGGAGGCAGUAAGCCAAAAGUAGCCACUCCUGCAGUGGUAUCAAAAAUCGAACAGUACAAACGGGAAAAUCCUACGAUAUUUGCCUGGGAAAUUAGGGAGCGACUGAUAUCUGAAGGAGUCUGCACCAACGCUACAGCUCCUUCAGUAAGCAGCAUCAACAGAAUUCUCCGCAACCGAGCAGCAGAACGCGCUGCUGCCGAGUUUGCCCGGGCAGCUGGUUAUGGUCUCUACCACCCGCAUCCCUAUGCCACGGCUGGAUUCCCAUGGCACUCUCCCCUCUGGCCUAAUGGUCCUCUUGGUUUACCUGGUCCUCCUGGAUCGGGGAAUCCCACUGUAAUGUCCGCCUCCCCCGUUUCCUCUGGCUCGCCGCAUCCAGACAGCGGACUUUUGAGUUCGCCUCCAGGAACAAAUUUAGAUAAGGAUGAUUCUAGUCUCGAUAGUUCAGAACAACCGAAAUUUAGACGAAAUCGAACGACUUUUAGUCCGGAUCAGUUAGAGGAACUAGAAAAGGAGUUUGAGAAAAGUCAUUAUCCGUGUGUUUCGACGAGGGAACGGUUAGCAUCCAAGACGUCGCUUUCUGAGGCUAGAGUUCAGGUUUGGUUUUCUAACAGACGGGCCAAAUGGAGACGACAUCAGCGGAUGAAUCUCCUGAAGCAGUCCGACGGUCCGGGAGGUGGACCUCAAGGAGCUCCCUCGAGUCAGUCUUCAAUGUUUGGCGCCCGUCUGACCCCCUCCCCUCACUACAAGGGCGGUUCCACCCCUGGGUCACCGCUUACUACCCAUCUCACCCCACAUUCCGCGGCUUCGUCCCUGCUCCUGGGAAUGGGAGGAGAAAAUAGCGCCUUCAAAGCUUUGGUACCGAAUGCUUUAAUGUCUGAGAGGUUAAGAAGACUAAGCGACUACGCCUCUGACUCCGAGGAAGAGAUAAACGUCAACGACGAAUCGGACUUGGAGGAGCCCAUGGAGAGGAUAUCUCGAUCUUCGAGCCCCGUAGAAGUCGUGGAUGUACUGGCAGCCUCAGCGAAGGAUCCACCUACGUGUCAACCGUUACAACUCACCAUGCACAAUCGAGACUAGCGAACAAGUAAUACCGUGUUUUUAGGAAAAUAAAAUAGAAAGAGCCACAAUUUUUUUUAGUUUGAGUUUCCUGUGUAAUUGAGUUAUUUUUACUCAUUUGGCAUAAUAUUAAGAACAAAUAGUAUUGUAUUUAUGUCCUUUUCAGACUGAGCGUUUAAAAACUGUAUGUGCAAGGUUUAUUUCUUUCAAUUCUAGUCAAAAAAUAUAUACCUAUUCUUCAAAUUUUUGAAUUGUCUUUGUAGAUGUGUUUAACCUUGAAAUGAAGAUGCCUCAUAUUUUGUGUUUUUAAUACACUGACCCACAAAAGUAACCGGACACUUAGUUUAUUUUAAAACUAAAAUAAAAAGUAUCAGAAGUACCUACUUCAAUUCCAAGAAAUUAUUUUUAUUGUAUUUUCAAUAACAAACCAUAAUAGAAAACAAAUUCCAAAAUAUUGAUUAUUAUCAAAAAUAUAUAAUAGUAGGGGAGCAAAGUAUGCUAAAUGUGCAGUAACUCGAGCGCUUUGGGGACCUAUUGGGUUGUGAAGAGUAGGUCCUAAAACCAAAAAAAUUUAAGUAAAGUUUUCUAUUUUAGUGGGCGCUUGCCAUGUUUUAAUUUAAUUUUCCAUUUCCAACAAUCGUUUUUCUGAUUAUAACGCCAUCUAUCCAUAACUCGAAAAAAUGUUUCGAAUAAAAGUUACUUAUUUUUACGUAAGGAAUCAAAAUCUGCAAUAAAAAAUGGGGGCUCCUAUUUAAGAUUUUAAAGUAACCCCCCACCCCACCUCCCUGGGGGGUCGUGUAUGGUGCCAUUCGAUAGAUUCUUCAAAAUAUUGAGUAAGUGUAUUUUACAAUUUUUCGAUCUGAUGUUUAUUUCGCGAAAUAUCGCGGGAUUCGUAUUUAAAAUAGGUAUUAAAUUUAACCCCCACCCCUCUCCGUGUGACAUCGUGUUUGGUAUCAUUCGAUAGAUUUUUGAAAAAUAUUGAGCACAUAUUUUUUAGUUUUUUGAUCUGUCAUUCAUUUCGCGAAAUAUGCGCUUUUUUCUUCUGAAACUUUGGGACUCACCCAUUUCCUUACGCCCGGCUCAAAUCGUCAGAUUUUUGAAAUAUACACUCUUUUGCAUGCACUUAAGUUACCUUAUCUUAAUUUGACAAUUUCGACUUUUUUAAGGAUAGAUUUUUUUUCUGGCCCCCCUUAACGAACUCCCCUGUGCUAAGAGCCAAUGUAUGGUAGAGGUACAUCUGUAGGGUACCAGGUUUCUCCCCAUAUGAUAAUCUGACGCGCUCGAGUAACUGCAAAAAUCCCCGCUUGGGCUCCCCUACCAUAAUACUAAUAUAACAAAAAAUAAAAAUUGGUAAAAAUUUUUUAAUCCGGAGUAAAACAUUUUUCAAAUUAAAAUCAUAAAAUAUUUCUAAAAUAUGGAUAAUAAAAUCAUAUAUUUCCUCCUCGAGCUCGAAUUAUAGCUCUCAUCCUUUUUAGCAUCAUGAAUCAAAGCAAUCUCGUUUGGCGGUAUUUGUUCCCACUCGUUUAUUAGCCCUGUUUUAACGUUAUCACAGUUUCAAAUUUGCAAAAAUUUUGUAAAACCACGAUUCCUAAAUUGUUCCGUAAAUGCUAUAUCGGAUUAAGGUCUGGAAUGCUAGAAGUCCAGGUUAGUAACGGAAUACCAACCAACAUCCGUAAAGUAUUACAUUGUUAUCGUAGAUCGUAGCUAUCUGCAGCCGAGGCAUUAUCCUCCAUUAGGAGAAAUUUUUACCUACAAAAUUCAUAUAAGGUAAAACAUGUUCUUCCAGACAUUCCUUAAUGUACGUAUCAUCAUUAGGGCUACCUGCCUCUAGCAUAACCAGAUCUAUAUGUGCCUCCAAAGAAAUGCGGUUCCAUACAAUUAUACCUCCACUACCAAACUGUAUUCUAGGAGUUAAGCAACAUUGGGUAUAGGGUUCUCGACGCCUUUUCCACACUCUUUGGCAACCAUUAGGUAAGUAUCUCGUAAAACGAGAUUCGUCUGUAAACAGAACGUUUCUCCAAUCGUCCAUAUCUCAAUCUGCAUGUAACGACAGAAUUCCAAGCGUUGUCUCCGAUGAGCUGCAUCAAAUAAAGAACCUGUAGGCAGUGGCGGCUCGUGAUUUUUACAAUAGGGGAGGCUAUACCUAACUGUAAAAUAUCUAGACAAAUUUGCACUAGCAAAAAAAUGCGCCAAAAAAUGUAAUUUAAGGCCCCAUCUUUUGACCAUUUUUUAUUUACAUUUCAUAAUAUCAUCCUAAUUCAUAAUUUCAUGAUAUCAUAUCAUUUUAAAAAUAGUUAGUCUAAUAGUAAAAGUUUAAUACCAAAGUUUGUGUUGUUUAUUUGUUAACAAUUCCAUCUAUUUGUAAAUAGAUACCUAUGCAUAUCAAAAUAAAUACAGAUUUGAAGCUUUGCAGUCCAUACAUAACGAAGCUUCAAAUUUUUUAAGAUACUCAACUGAAUUUUUUUAAUUCUAAACGCGGCCUACUGCGAAUUCAAAAACACGAUAAAUUACCGAUAUUUUGCUUUGAGUUAGAGAUAUCGGAAAAAGUUAUUUGAGCAAGUUGUUCCAAAUAUUAUUAUAACCCCACAUACCAAAUUUCAUAACAAAAUUCGCACGUUUAGAUUUUUCAUUAUUUUUAGUCAGGACCCUAAAAUUCGUUGUCCCGAGACGCACCCAACCACCCAACGGAGCUGAGAAGCUACUCUGACUCCCUUGGUAUAUCUCCGGGCAGCGUGUGAUGGCGCCGUAGAUGCCACUGUUAGGAGACCGGGUCUCCUUAAACGCCUGCUGCGCUGCACGGAGCAUUAGCAACGGAGAAUGCUGGGCUUCUCGGCUCCGUUCAUGCAUCUCGGGAUAACCCAGGGUCCUGCCUACAAUAAUAUGUAAUAAAACUGAGACGCGAUCAUGCGUUCUAAUGCUAAUGCUCCGUACGUAUGGAUAAUUAGUGAUAAUAUGGAAUUUACACGUUGUAUAAUAGUGAGAGUAAUUGUUGUUUUCGCGAUUCAUGAUAAACAAAACAGUAUAGAGUGUGUAAAAAAUUUAUGGGGAGGCUGAGCCUCCCUUGCCUCCUCUGACGAGCCGCCACUGUGUAGCAGGUACUGUGAUGAUAGAUUUUGUUGUCUUAAUGUUCAAUAUACGGUAUCGGUUGAAGAUAUGUUACUACGAACAUCUGCCAGUCUCCUAGUCAAAGCUGUAACAGUAACUUUCAGCUCUAGAAGUACUUGGAGUCUAAGAAACCGAUCCUCCACGGUGUUUUUGACCUUGGUCUUCUUUGUACGGGUCUUCUUGAAUGUGAACCAAUUUCUCGAUAUCUUUUUAAAGCAUCGGAUAUUCGUACUUCUCGAAACGCGAAGCAUAUCUUUGAUAUAUCGAAUGGAACGCCUGUUGUUUGCCCGUGGUUUGUUAUUAAAACUAAAGCUUUUUUGUUAUUAAAAACAAAGUUUUUCUUUCCCAAUAAAGCAGCCACCAUACACCAAAAAGGAAUAUAGUCAAUUUAACAAGCAUUAUUUUAAGUAAAUAUUCGAUUAAUCGAGGGCACCUUAACAAAAACUUUCUUUUCAGUUACAGAAAAUGACAACCUUUUAAUCUGUUUAAACUAAGAAAUGAAUGGCUAAAAACGACUUAUAUUGUGAUAAGUAUAUUUAAUUAUUAUACAGGGUAAUUCCACAAAACUAAAAGGAGAAAACUAUGGAAUUACGCGAGUCCGUUUAUUUAUAGCUACUUUUGCGGGUCAGUGUAGUAUAAGAAAUAUACCCUUAACCAUAAAGUAAUGUUAAAAACGAGGACAAAAACAUCUUUGAAUAAAAAAAGUAUAAAUGGUAUUGAAAUAACCGUAUCUCUUUUUUGAUUUUCUUAAUAUUGUUCAGAGUCCUUUAAAGAUAGUAAAUAAUAUUCGAUAUUCUUAUUAAAAUUACCAAUAUCUAACAUCAACUCCAAAAAAUCAUAGAAAGAAAUAAAUUUUGUAGAAAAAUGGGUGUUCUGUUUUUUCCUAUGAUAUAAAACUUAAUACUACCAAAGUAUUGUUAAUUAUUAGGUAAUUAUUUAUAAUUUUUUGUAUAUAAUCGACUUGUGUCAGUCAAAAGUCCAACUGACAAAUUCUGUAUAGUAGUUCCUCUCUCGUUCUAUUUAAAAUAAGUAUUAGUCCUGUCGCCAGGGGGGGUACAACGGCCUCGUUAAUUCAGAUGGACUUACCCAAAUUUUUUUUAUGUAUUUUGACCCGUAGAACACGAAUUUUUUGGGUAACAGUUGAUCCGGAUGUCGAUAAGAUUGUUAUAGACCAAGAACUUGAGG